This is a messenger RNA of Spodoptera exigua (beet armyworm), 1697 nucleotides long. Lineage: Eukaryota; Metazoa; Arthropoda; Insecta; Lepidoptera; Noctuidae. The record is from the annotation of a GenBank genome assembly.
UUGUCACUUGGCAGUUGCGCGGAGUAAUAAACGAAGUGUAUUUUAAAAUUAAUUUCUCAUACGAUAAAGCAUUUAAAACAUGUCGGAGCCGGAGCCCGCCGAAGUUGUUGAUCAAGAGACUAAACAUGAACAUAGUCCUCGGAAACGUAUACGACACCGUAAAAAGCAACUUUACGAUAAUAUCCUCAAACAAAUGGAAUUCUACUUUAGUGAUGCUAACUUGACAAAGGAUAGAUUCCUAGGAGACCUUGUGAAAAGUGAUCCUUAUGUGCCGCUGGAAUUAUUCCUCAAAUUCAAUAAAGUUCGGUCACUGACACAGGAUGUCAACGAUAUAGCGAAAGCUAUGAAAAACUCAACUCUUCUGGAAUUAUCUGAAGACAGACUAAAGGUGAAGAGAAAGACAGCAGUUUUGCCAUAUGAUGCUGACUCAAGGACUGUAUAUGUGGAGUCAAUUCCAGUGACAGCCAGCAGGGAAUGGCUGGAGAGAGUGUUCUCUGACUAUGGCCAUGUUGCUUACAUAUCUCUGCCAAAGUUUAAAAACUCACAGAAAAUAAAGGGUUUUGCAUUCAUUGAAUUCAACCGGCCAGAGGAUGCACAGAAAUGCAUAUCUACAUUCACAAAGAUGGGCUGCAAACUGCCUACCUGCAUGCCUCCUGAAGAACUGUCUUCUAUUAAGAUGUUUACAGCAGAUGAACCAUCCACUGAAACGUCAGAGAAGAAGAUAGAGGAUGAAGAUGAACCGCCAAAGAAAAAAAAAAGGAAGGAUAAAAAGUCCCUUCAAAAAAGUUUGGAAUUGAAGUUGGGAAGUGAGUCUGAUAGUGAGAAAAGAAUGGAUACUCCUACUGAAGAAACAAAAAGCAUUGCGAGUCUAUCAACACCCACAGAGGAAAACAAACUGCUUGACCUAGAAUCUAAAGACGAAAUGACAAGUCAAGAUGAAGGAAAGGAACCAGGAGAAAGCCCAAGGAAGAAAAAGACGCGAAAGCGUACAGCAAAGGAACGUAGCAAUGCUAAGAACAAUUUGAGCAAAAAUGAGGCUCCACGAGGUGCUUUGUGGGGCUUACAAGUGUUAUCCAAGUCUGAGUGGAAAGCAUUAAGGAAUAAGUACUUGAACUUGCAAAGAAAAUACAUGAAGGAGAUGAAGACUAGUUUACAUAAUAAGAAGCAUCAGUAUUCUAGUAUACCAGCGCCCGCCGCUCCGACUAUUGAAGUGGAACCAGGUUUGCCAUCAGGUCAAACGGAUGCUCCCAAAGGCAUAGCGUCCGUAGAAAAGGUUCCAGGUUUAUUUGUUAAAGAAAUCUUACCAGAACCCUGCUUAGAUGUGAGGCUUACAAAAAGAACGAUCCGCAGCAAUAUUCACGCACUGCAUGUCGACGUAAAAGAAGGUCAAACAGAAGCAAUUAUUAGAUUUGAUACACCAAAAUCCGCAGAGGAGUACUGUGCCAACGCGAGCAACCACGCGCGCGUUCUGUCCGGUGCUGAAGAGGAAGAGCAGUGGUCUCGAGCGGAGACUGCGCUGGCGCACCGCCGGCCGCGCGGCCGUUGCCGUCUGCUCACACAGCGCGACCUACAGUCCGCGCCCAGAGCACUCGCCCCCGCCUCACCGCAACCAACACACACCCACAUACGAUUCGAAGAUGAAUAGUAUUCCGAUAUUUUCAUUUCCCAUAACAAGAACCCUUCUCAACAUUUUUUUA